Molecule: messenger RNA, 1085 nt
Organism: Argiope bruennichi
Lineage: Eukaryota; Metazoa; Arthropoda; Arachnida; Araneae; Araneidae
Product: L-xylulose reductase-like
Exons: 7
Coding region: 186-935 (249 amino acids)
Biological process (GO): xylulose metabolic process; glucose metabolic process
Molecular function (GO): L-xylulose reductase (NADPH) activity; carbonyl reductase (NADPH) activity
Source: RefSeq, a predicted model, not a curated record
UUCUUCUUUACACCGCCUUUUUUCUAUUCCGACAACUUCCCUUUUCCACUUAUCGACUGAAUCUCUCUUCUGGCUCCGCUAAUUUGACAUUUGCAUAGCCAACAGAGCGCUUUUUCCGACCGAAUUCAAAGAGUGCCCGAUAAAACAUUGUUUCGAGAUAUUAAAACUUUUCCGAUUGAAGAAUCAUGGAAAUUUUGUUCCACGGAAAACGCGCUCUUGUGACUGGAGCUGGAAAAGGCAUCGGUCGAGCUUUGGCGUUGAAAUUGGCCGAUUGCGGAGCCGAAGUCGUAGCUGUUAGCAGAACUCAAUCAGACCUCGAUGCCCUCAAGAAAGAAAGCCCCAAAAUCCAGCCUUUGUGCCUGGACAUCGGAAACUGGGAGGUGACCAAAAAUGCCCUCAAAAGCGUCGGUCCCAUCGAUCUGUUGGUCAACAAUGCUGGCAUUAUGGAACCGAAAGAAUAUGGGACUUACACGGAACAAGAUUGUGACAAGACAUUUAAUAUCAACGUGAAAGCCAUAGUUAACAUAGGACAAAUGAUAGCUAACGACAUGAAGACAAGAGGCACUGGUGGGUCCAUCGUCAAUGUAUCCAGUGUGAUGGGCUUCACUGUUGCGCCUAGUUAUGGAGUAUAUUGCGCCAGCAAGGGAGCAGUGGACCAGUUGACGAGAAGCAUGGCUGUAGAAUUCGGACCCUACAAUAUUCGAGUGAAUUCGAUUAACCCGACUGUUGUCCGCACGAGGAUGGCAGAGAAAGAAGGCCUUCUGGACAAAGAUAAUGAAUUCGCCCAGAAUAUGAUCAAAAGAACCCCUCUCAGACGAUUUGCUGACCCAGGGGAUGUUGUAAACCCUAUCCUGUUCUUGCUGAGUGAUAAAGCUGCCAUGAUUACUGGCAUCACAGUUCCUGUGGAUGGUGGUCUGGCAGUCAAUUAUGUCUGAAAUAUUGCAAGUUGUUCAUUCCUGAUUGCAGUUCUUCAAUUUUCUUUUUCCAGCACAUCCAAUGUUAAUACUUGUUUUACUGAAUAGUACCAAAUUGUAUGAAUAUGCAUAUAUAUUUUCUUAAAUAAAAGCAAUUUUUUAUUUCCUAGA